Molecule: messenger RNA, 1268 nt
Organism: Linum trigynum
Lineage: Eukaryota; Viridiplantae; Streptophyta; Magnoliopsida; Malpighiales; Linaceae
Source: the annotation of a GenBank genome assembly
UUGUGGGGUUAAAUUUGCUGGGGAUUGCUGGUCCUCUUCGCGGCAAAGGAAGAGGGAGCUACUUUGGGGGAGACAGCGGAAAGCACGAAAUUACUUGGUUGGUGUUUGCGGCUGAGUUCACCUGGCGGCAACUUGGUUGGAGAUUGAUCAUACAGCUGGCAUCUCAAUAAGAUUUAGGGAUGGAUAGAAGUUUCGCUAAGGAGCUUUACUCGGAAAGCUUGGAUCUUGCUACUGCCCAAUUGGCUGAUCUAGCCACACCCGGCUGCGACUUGCAGGAUGAUAAUGAUGAUGGAUCUCUGUGGGGUGGUUCAGAAGAUGGAUUGGAUAAACCUUCUGAUUUGGAUAGGGAGUGGCAGAAGAGACGCAACGAGUUUCAUGCAAUUGGAUAUCGUGAUGGCCUGAUUGCAGGGAAAGAAACUAUCGCUCAAGAGGGAUUCAACAUUGGGUUUAAGCAGUCAGUGAUUGCAGGAUACAACUGGGGCACCGUUAGGGGCGUUACUAGUGCGCUUUCUUCCUUGCCGGAUGGUUUGAAGGAAAAAUUGGUUCAACCAGAGGAAAAGAGAAAGAAAUUUCACGAAUUGUAUGAGUCAGUGAAUUCUAUUACAACGACCAAUGCUCUCCAGCUAUUUCAUGAAGAUGUACUAGCAGAGGAGGCGGCAGGGAAGAAGAUAAAACAGAGCGAAGAAGGUGCAGAGCCGCAAAAGGGAAGCUCCAGCCAUCUAGGAAUUUAUGUUGAAGAGCUUCAGUCCCUUCUUUGCGAUUAUCCAGCAAUUCAGUCAAAUUCUUUGGCAAGGUAGAGAAUGGGAACAUAUGCUAACAAGUAGCAUAUCAUGAACAAACUUUUAUACCGUUAAUAGUAGAGAAUGGUUUGGACUUCGCUACUUUUUUUUUAUGAUCUUGUCGAUGUCCAUUAAGUAUAGGCUGAGGCACUAACUCAUGGGUAGUGAUGGCAAUUUCAACCCGCCCCGCGGGUAUUACCCGACCUGAUUUGCGAUGGGGCGGGUAUUAACCAACCCACAGUAGCGUGGGGUGGGGCGGUGCAUGGGUAUCUACUUCCAAUCCGCCCUGCCCCGCCCCGUUCUAGACUCAUUUUAUCUCAAUUUCUUACAAUAUCUAUACAUAUGUCUCCUAUUUUGACUUUUCUUCAACUAGUUAGAGUCGAUCUUUCAACUUGUUAGGCUCAAUUAUCCAUUCUAUUAUCAAUAUUUUUCAUUCUUAAAAUGUUUUCCCCUACAUUUUAUUGUAAAAAGUAAAAUUUACUUGUAUUU